CCAGUUGUUGAUAAAGUUGAUGUGGACAAUACUAAUUUAGAAAAUGCUGAUGUGAAAAAAGCUUUUGUAGUUGAAGCUACUAAAGCCGAAGCUGAUACAGACGAUUUUGAAGCUAGUAUAAAUGGUGUUGGUUUGGAUGAAGUUAAUGUUCUGUAUUUAUUAGAUAUUACAUCUUGGUCAUCUAAUUGUUUAGA
Molecule: messenger RNA, 194 nt
Organism: Racocetra persica
Lineage: Eukaryota; Fungi; Glomeromycota; Glomeromycetes; Diversisporales; Gigasporaceae
Source: the annotation of a GenBank genome assembly